GCUUGCUGGGAAAUCUUUGCUGAAGCUGUUAAAGAGAUGGCCGCCAUUGCUUUCAAAGUGUGUUGGGUCCCUUAGUGAGAACUUGCGAAAUCCGGAUGCGCCAGAGAAUGUAGUCCUUGGUUCUUGUAGCAUUCUUUCUUCACAGAGUGUUCUCAAGCAUUUGACAACGGAUCCAAAAUCAUUUUCCUCUUUUCUUCUGGGGAUUCUUUCAAGUUCUCAUCACGAAUCUAUGAAAUCCCAAAAAGCAAUUAUUGAGCUUUUUGUCAAAUAUAACAUUCACUUUGCGGGACUGUCUAAAAACAUACUUCGCUCGUUGGAUAGCUCUACUUCCGGAGAUCUUGUUUCUCAGAUCAGCGCCAUGAGUUUUGAUUCCUCUAGCUUGCAUUGGAGGUACAACUUGAUGGCUAACAGAGUGCUCCUUCUGUUAGCUAUGUCCUGUAGGAUGGACCCAACCUUCUCCUUCAAAAUCCUUAAUGAAACUGCUGGACACUUCUUGAAAAACUUAAAGAGUCAACUGCCUCAGACGAGAAUACUGGCAAUUUCAGCUUUAAAUACGCUACUCAAAGAAUCACCUCAUAAGAUGCAAGGCAAGGAUCAACCUCCUGUGUCUUCUCAAGAAAAUGCCAACUCAUCCCUUGAUUUAGCAUUGAGCCAAAUUUUCCAAGAGGAAGGAUUCUUCAGGGAGACUUUCGAAAGUCUUUCUCAUAUUCAUAUCACUGACACUGAUAGUUCCUCUAGAGGUAAUCAUGGAAGUUCUUCCUUCCAGAGCAUGGCGGACAAGUCAAUCACUCGUUUCUAUUUUGAAUUUUCGGCUUCUUGGCCAAGAACUCCGAGUUGGAUAUCUUUGCUAGGAAGUGAUAUAUUCUACCCAAGUUUUGCUCGAAUCUUCAAGCGUUUAGCACAGGAAUGUGGAGUGCCUGUGUUGCUGGCACUUAAAAGCCCCUUAGAGGAGUUCUGUAACGCCAAGGAGAGGCCAAAACAGUGUGUUGCUGCUGAAACAUUAGCAGGUUUACUGCACUCUGAUGUCAAUGGUCUUGUAAGUGAGUGGGAUAGCUGGAUAAAGGUUCAGUUGCAGAAUGUUAUUCUUGGCCAAUCAGUAGAAUCCAUACCGGAGUGGGCUACUUGCAUACGUUAUGCUGUCACAGGGAAAGGGAAACAAGGAACGAAGAUUCCUAUCAUGAGACAACAAAUUUUGGACUGUAUUGUGGCACCAUUGCCCCCAACUGCAACCACCACUGUUGUUUCAAAGCGGUAUGCUUUUCUUUCGGCUGCAUUGAUAGAACUAUCUCCACCAAAGAUGCCCGUAUCAGAAGUGAAGCUGCAUAUUGUGCUUCUUGAUGAGUUGAUCCAUAAUAUGUCCCAUUCCUCGGCACAAAUAAGGGAAGCUAUCGGUGUAAUUCUUUCAGUUUUAUGCUCCAACAUUCGGCUGCGGAUGUCAUAUCAACAAAAACAUCCAUCUGAAGAAGGUAGAACAGAUGUUGAUAGCCAACUUAAGGAGGAAAAUUGGUUCAAGUUGAUCAGUGCAAGAGCGUCUGAAGCUGUUACGAACAUUCAACAAGCUAGCAUAUCAGAUAGUUUGGACACUUCAGCAGAUGUAGAUAUGGAAAAUGCUCAGUCAAAUGGCGAUUCUCUAGAUGAUGUUAAAUGGAUGGAAACGCUCUUCCAUUUCAUUAUCUCAUCUUUCAAAUCUGGGAGGUCUUCAUAUCUAGGAGAUGUAAUUGCGGGAUUCCUUUACCCGGUGAUAUCCUUACAGGAAACAUCGCAUAAAGAUCUGUCCACAUUAGCUAAGGCAGCCUUUGAGCUGCUGAAGUGGCGGGUUUUCCCAGGAUCUCAUCUACAAAAAGUCAUCGAAGUUAUUCUUUCUUCUGCUGAUGACUCUAACUGGCGGAUAAGAUCUUCAACCUUGACAUAUCUGAGAUCGUUUAUGUACAGGCAUACUUUCUUACUUGCUCAUGAGGAGAAACAGAAAAUUUGGAAAACAGUGGAGAAACUCCUUGUUGACAGCCAAGUAGAGGUACGAGAACAUGCUGCAGCAGUUCUAGCAGGUCUUAUGAAAGGAGGAGAUGAAGAUUUUGCUGCCGAUUUUCGUGAUAGAUCCUAUGCAGAGGCAAACUCGAUCCAAAAGAAAAGAAACCGGAGGAAAUCAAGUUCAACUCAGUCCACAGCGGAGGUGCAUGGAGCCGUUCUUGGUUUGGUAGCUUCAGUUUUGUCUGUUCCUUAUGACAUGCCCAGCUGGUUACCGGAUCACGUGACACUACUGGCUCGUUUCGCUGGUGAACCCACGCCUAUAAAAUCUACUGUGACUAAAGCAGUGGCUGAGUUCAGGCGAACCCAUGCAGAUACAUGGAACAUCCAGAAAGACUCCUUCACUGAAGAACAACUUGAGGUUUUGGCUGAUACAUCAUCCUCGUCCUCGUACUUUGCUUGAUUCUGUGUUGCAGAAAUUCAGUUUGACAAUAAGAAUAAUACUCUUUAGAAUGAGCCAAAUACAUCUUUUGUACUCUUACAUUUGUUAUAUACUAUUUUUUAUUUUAUGCCCCAACAGAUGUAAUGAAAGACCUUAAAACCU
Molecule: messenger RNA, 2569 nt
Organism: Raphanus sativus (radish)
Lineage: Eukaryota; Viridiplantae; Streptophyta; Magnoliopsida; Brassicales; Brassicaceae
Product: proteasome activator subunit 4-like
Exons: 14
Biological process (GO): proteasomal ubiquitin-independent protein catabolic process
Cellular component (GO): cytosol; nucleus
Molecular function (GO): peptidase activator activity; proteasome binding
Source: RefSeq, a predicted model, not a curated record